Messenger RNA from Triplophysa dalaica, 4103 nucleotides. RefSeq lists its product as uncharacterized. The transcript is spliced from 8 exons. The coding region runs from base 471 to 3701 and encodes 1076 amino acids. Lineage: Eukaryota; Metazoa; Chordata; Actinopteri; Cypriniformes; Nemacheilidae. Gene Ontology annotation, biological process: leukocyte chemotaxis; induction of positive chemotaxis. Gene Ontology annotation, molecular function: CD4 receptor binding; cytokine activity. The record is from RefSeq and is a predicted model, not a curated record.
GUUCUGUCAAUCAUCUAUCUCUUACCAUCUUGAUCUGAUAAUUUAACAACAUUGUCAAAUGGCGUCAGAGUUUGUCAGAUAUGUUUUGGAAUUUUGUUUGGCUACACAGAAAAUGAAGUGAGCUGUCAGAAGAACAUCUAAACGAGUGGACAGCUGGCCUUUAUCUGAUCGACAGAAAGAACAAUGACGCCAAUUCAUUCAGAGGGAACAGAGGAUUCCCGGGAAGGAUCACCUACAAGCUGUCUUUGGAUUCAUAGAAUCACAGCUAUUAGAAGAGCAACAGAGUCCAGUUGAAACACAGCUUUCUUACCUCCUCUUCAAAGUAUACUGAUGAUGGCAAAACACUGCACUUUUAUCAAUGAAAGAAAAACUAUUAUUUUGAAAUCCAAGGCGCUAAAAAUGCUUUAACAACUGGACUUCAUUUACAUUGUAAUGAAUGUACUGGAUUUCAUUCAGAGACAUUUAAGAGCAUGAAUUUGCAAACUAAACACAUUUUUGGACGUCAGUUGUCCGAACCAGAUGCAUCGGUUGACACAACUAGAGAUGUAGAUUUAUCCAGUGCAGCAGCCGCACAGGGGCAAAGUGUGAAACCUUUUGGCUCUGCGGCCGCUAGAUUCCAAAUCCGCUCUGCUAAAACACUCCAGUAUGGACCCGCAAAACACAUUUAUCAAGACAAGACAGCAGUUGAAAGAAGCAAAGAAGAGAUGAAGACAUUUUAUGAGUCAAACAAAAGCAAAAGCUUAGACUGGAGAGGGGCAGGUAUUAGAACAGGAUAUAGAAACACAACAGGGGUGUCUAGUGGGACCCAGAUUUUCGGUCAACAUCUUAGGCGCUCUGAAAGUUUGAAUAGAAAUGAUCCAAACUACCAGAUCACAUCGUACACUGAAGAUAAUCAACCUAAUAGUGUUCCAUGGAGGUUUCAGGGUUCCAGUUUAACCGGACAAGGGGACAGAAAAGAUUACCCGAACUCAGAAUCUACGCCUGAUACAAUGAAACAGUUCACGUUUGCUAUGGAAAAGACAGGUGGUGGUCAGUCACUCCCUGUCAGGUUGAAAUCAAGACCUAGCCAACAUAGUAUUGGAGACAAUAGGAGUCCCUCGGCACAGGUGCAACAUGGUGACUCCGGUCCUGAUCAACCGGACAACAAAAUAGGAAUUCGGGUCAGAGAGCAAGGACUAACCAUUACAGAGGAGGUGACUGGAAAUCAAACAAUUAUGGAAAGAAUUGAGAAACUCUAUGGGGCAAAUUGUACAGAUACUAAGUCGGAUGCAAACUCAAAAGAUUUGCUCAAUGAGAAACGCAACUGUACUUCAGAUUCUGGUCAGGUCCUACGUCACAGAAAAACAUGCACCGAUUCACCUUCUGGACCUCUAUCUCCCUCUGACAGCCAACAGACGAGGCCUUCAUACACUGUAGAAAAAUCUGGAACAUUCCCAAGAUGGUUGUCUAAAAAUGAACAAACGUUCUUCGAUAAGAUUCAAGAACCAUCUACCCCAGAGAUCAGAAAUGACCAAAGGGAUGCUUCUGCGGGUGUCAUCUUGGCAAAGCCUAUGAGAAUGGAAACACAUACUCAUAAAAAGUUUCAAUCAUUUACGUCCGCAGAUGAGAAGACAAGUAAAAUAAGGUCCUUAGAAAGAACCAGGAGUAACCUUUCUGACAUUCCUCAACCCAGUAGAACACAUGCUCAGGCCACGGGUUUAGAAGGUGGUUCAAACAUCUCCAAACGACAGCUACCAAUAAUAGCAACGUCUGGGGGUAUCAAGAAAGAAACCAAGAAAGAAGAACCAACCCAACCCAAGUAUCCACUAUCCUCAAGGGGAGCAGCCCAGGGUGAAACGUAUCAAGAGGAUCCGAAGGCUGAAGGAGGGAAAGGAGAUGGUCUGCUAGAAUUCUCUUCGGACUCCGUGAAAAAUACCAUCCACAAGUUUGAAGCUGUGAUGCAACAAAGCCAAAGCGGGCCACAAAUUUUACGUCCCAGAAGAGCCUUAUCAGUACCAGAGCAACCCAAGCCUGUGAUCCAUGUGAAGAAGAGUGAUUCAGAUAUGAAUCUUAAAUUUACAAGAGUCAUGGGGAACACAGAGAGCGCAGGAACAAAUCCUGGUUAUAAAGUUAAGGAGCCAGCAGGCAAUCUAGAUCUAAACAGAACUCCCCAAUCAAAUCCCACAAUCCAAGUAAAACCCACAUCAGAACAAAAGAUGAAGACAUACAAAACAAGUAUUGACAUAAUUCCAACGUUCCCAAAACUCCAUGAACCAAAGCCUAAUCAACCUAACACAUAUGAUAAAAUUAGGACAACUGUGCGUUACAGACACAUGGAUGAACCGGAUCUUGCCAUCGUUCCUCGUUCAGGGCUUCCAAACACAGGAACAAUAGAGAAGAAAUCAAGGAAUCCGACUUUUCAACCUACAGGCUCACAACAGUCAAACGACAACCGUUUAAUAAAGCAACCAAGCAUUUGUGUAAAUAUGGAUGAUGAUAAAGGCGACUAUGAUGACGAUGACACACCUACUAAUUCUCCAAAUAGAGAUCCUCUCACAAUAAACAUGCAAAGUCAAAGUAACACAGUAAAACCACAAACCUCAGCGCAAACCUCAUAUACAGGUGUAUUCACCUCAGUGAAGUCAGCAGCCAAUGGCACUCUCCCUAAAGCCGUCUCCAAUCCUUCUGCUUCCAUCGGUCCUGCUCAGACACUCUAUUCCUCGCUCAAUAAUUCUAACAAUAAUAACUAUAACACAAUAAGCAAUGAUCCAAACACAUAUGGCAUAUGGAGCUCUGAUGAAGAAGACGAUGAUGAGGACUAUGAGGGAACGGAUUCAGGAGACUCUGACUCAGGAGAAUCAUCUGUGACCGUAACAAGCAACAUGAGCAGAUCAGAUCGCAAAAGCUUUUCUUUGAGUUAUGUGGAACUAUGUAUUUACGGUGGAGUGGACUAUAAACCAUCAGAUGGAAGUCUGUCAGAGGAUGGUGAGGACUGGGCGCCCUCACGCUCUGCCUCUCUGAGCUCAAACAUGUCGGGGUUCUCCUCUGUGACCCUGCUGAGCAAUCAUGAGAUGGAUCGCCUGCUGGAUGAUGUCAAAAACUUGGGAGACGACACCCUGCAGAAGUAUGAAGAUAUUCAGGUGGUUGUAUUGCACAAGGAGGUGGGGUGUGGUUUAGGAUUUACCUUGGCAGGUGGAGUGGAUCAGAAUAAACCAGUGACGGUCCACAAAGUGAUUGCUGAAGGAGUUGCAGCACAGGAAGGCUCUAUCUUUGAGGGUGACUGGGUUCUGUCGAUCAACGGCACGCCCCUGCAGACGUGUGCUCACUGGGAGGCUCUGAGGACGCUGAGGAAAACGAGGAGUCAGGCCAUGGCAGUGGUGGUUCUGCAGAGAGGCGACCAAAAUGAGACACAGCACAGAAAAGAGGCCAUUCACAGACCACAGACAGGCAAGGGAAUUUCUGUCACCGUAAACAAGUCCAGCUAUGAUCUUGGCUUUAGUCUGGAAGGAGGGGUGGACUCCAGCUCGGGAGACAAACCCCUGACUGUACAAAAAGUCUUCCAGGGUGGACCAGUGAAUAAAGUGUUUCCUGGGGAUGAGUUGUUGGAAGUGCAAGGCAAGAGUUUGAUGGGCAUGAGACGUCUUGAAGCGUGGAAUCUAAUAAGGAGACUGUCCCCUGGACCUGUGGAGGUCUUAUUACACCGUCCUCACCAACCAUAUUAAAGACUUUUUUCUUCCUCCUCACUUCUCAAAGCACUUUGUGAUUCAGUCAUAUUGAUUACUGUUUUUUGCUAUAAGAACUAUACAGGUUCUGUGAAGUUGUAUUUUUACAAAUUGUGUGCUCCACAUUUAGAAAGUGUAAAUUGUCUUUCAUAGAAAUUAGAAGAUAUCUUUACAUGAACACAGUCUAAUUGUAAUGAAAAUAUGAGUACUGGAGGCCAGUUUCUUUUAAAUAUGAUUGUGUUAUUUUAAAUAAUGUUUGUACACUCACAUUAUUGAUAGUUAUAUUUUACAAUCAGUCAGAGGCUAUAUUUUUUUGCUAUAAAUUGUGUAUAUGUGAAUAUGCUGGCUGUACAGCACAGAUCCGUCCUCGUUUUUUUUAUAUUAAAGCCAAUGUGAACUAAA